Thunnus maccoyii (southern bluefin tuna) is the source of this 1298-nucleotide messenger RNA. It is a transcript of the gene tlx1, whose product is annotated as T cell leukemia homeobox 1. Gene Ontology annotation, cellular component: nucleus. NCBI's taxonomy places the organism in Eukaryota, Metazoa, Chordata, Actinopteri, Scombriformes, Scombridae. Gene Ontology annotation, molecular function: DNA-binding transcription factor activity, RNA polymerase II-specific; RNA polymerase II cis-regulatory region sequence-specific DNA binding. Gene Ontology annotation, biological process: regulation of transcription by RNA polymerase II; animal organ development. The record is from RefSeq and is a predicted model, not a curated record. The transcript is spliced from 3 exons. Bases 7 to 909 code for a protein of 300 amino acids.
GAGGCCAUGGAUCACAUUGGGAUACUAGGAGCGCAUCUGCAGCAGCAUACGCACGUGGAGCCCAUCAGCUUCGGCAUCGAUCAGAUCCUCAGUAACGUGGAGCAGAGCUGCAUGCUGGGUGCGAGGAUGCACGAGCCGGACUACGGACACCCGGUGUACAACAACGGCGCUAACAGCGGCCUGAACGGCGGCGGCUUCACCUGCGGUAACACCGGAUAUAACGGCACCAACAGCUCUUGCGGGGUCGCUUCCCUCGGCGGGGCUUAUCACAUGAACAUGGGUGUGAAUAUGAACGGGACUAAUGUGAACGCCGCCGGGGUCAUCCGUGUCCCCGCGCACCGGCCUCUGAGCGGCGGGAACACCUCAGUGCCGCCGGGAAGCGGCACCAUCAACAACCUGACCGCGCUCACCUUCCCCUGGAUGGAGAGCAACAGACGCUACACCAAAGACAGGUUCACAGUGUCUCUCUCACCCCUCACUGUAACACGUCGUGUAGGUCAUCCCUACCAGAACCGGACGCCACCUAAGAAGAAGAAGCCUCGGACAUCCUUCACUCGGCUGCAGAUCUGCGAGCUGGAGAAGCGCUUCCACCGACAGAAGUACCUGGCGUCUGCUGAGCGAGCCGCCCUCGCCAAAGCCCUGAAGAUGACUGACGCUCAGGUCAAAACCUGGUUCCAAAACAGACGCACCAAAUGGAGGCGGCAGACGGCGGAGGAGCGGGAGGCGGAGAGGCAGCAGGCCAACCGGAUUCUCAUGCAGCUGCAGCAGGAGGCCUUCCAAAAGACCAUCAACCAGCCGCUGACACCGGACCCGCUGUGCCUGCAGAACAGCUCUCUGUUCGCCCUGCAGAACCUGCAGCCCUGGACCGAGAGCACCGGCAAGAUCAGCAGUGUGUCGGCCUGCGAGUAGAGCCAGCACAAACACACACGGCCUCCAGCUGCGUAUGUGCGCCGGCUCCGAGUGACUGCUGGAGGGCAGCGAAACGGGCUGCAGCCCGCUGAGGGGCUCCGUGGAGGGGCGGCUCCGGUGCAGGACACUGUCUGAUAGAUCUCUGAUCCAGGGUCUUCUCCCUGCUCUUAUUAUCUCCCACCUUCUAUCAGACAAGACAACUAACACGCUCUUAGAUGGGGUCCCUCAGCACUAACUCUCAUCUAAUGAGGGUCCACAGUCUGAUCUGGAUCCCUUCAGAGGUCCUGGACUGAAUCCUUCCUUCAGCCCUGCAAAGACAUGACUGACUUUUUGGAAAUAUUUUUGGAGGCAAGAAGCCCGUCAGAGGAUCACGCACAGACUAGCUUCAG